AUAUAAUCUCAGCUGCUGUUAGCUCUCACCGUCGAUCAUUUCUCUUCACCAUCAAGAAUCAAUCUUCAUUCCCAGGUCUACCAAGCUAUGCUCGCACACAUGACGCCAUUCCCAAACGACGACAAGCUCGCUCCUCCGCCAGAUUACGAUUCGCUCACCCUGAACGACGAUCUGGAUCAUGCUUCGCCGACUCUCCUCAACAACUACAGAGAGAAUGCUGAGGCUGGUCCUUCCGACCCCGCUGCCCAACCUCUCAUCCCCGUCUUCGGAAACGCCGUCGCGGCAGACUACCGCCUUUCCCUCGAUUUCCACUACGAGAGUACCCUCUCUACCAACCUCGUCAUUCGAGAGACCACGAACGGUAGGGACUUCUACCACGUCCAGGUGUCCGAGUGGAAUUGGGGGAACCCGGAUGUGAUCCUUCGUAGACGGACGAGAGCGGGCGUGGUGGUCGGCUCGGCCGAGUUUAGGUGGGGAAGGGACAUUCAAAUCCGGCUGGGCGGGAGGGGGAUCAAGGGCGAUCCGGAGGGGGAAACGAGGGGAGCGGUGAUGACGAACGAUUCUCGAUGGUUGACGCACAACAAGUACACACUCGUCAUCCCAUCAAUUGGACCCUCUGUCACGGGAACGUCGAGCAAGGAGAAGGACAAAUUGGUGACUCCAGGAGGUCGAACGCUAAUCUUUACCCGAACGCAAUCCGACAAAGACGGGAUCGUCGGCGUACAACAGAAGUUAGCUUUUCAGCACUACAAAGUACAAGACGCCACUACUGGCAAGGUACUGGCCAUGUGGACGGAGAGACGCAUCAUCGACGUAGUGAUCAAGGGCACCUUGCGGCUCGUCACACAGGACCAGGCGUCGUCGUUGGCAGGACCGAUCGGUGUAGGCGAAAGAAGGAUGAUGGACGAAAAGUGGGAAGCUGGAGGCAACGCAGGCGAGGAUCACGACGAAGACGGUUUGAAUCAGGAAGAGAUUGAUUGGAUCGUCCUCGCCUUUGCGAGUCUGGCGGAAAAGACCAGGAGAAGAAGGGAAUGAAGGACGAAGCCCGAUAAUCCGUGUAUAUAUUUUAUGUAGAAUCAUGAAAAUCUGAUAAAUUAGGUUCGG
Molecule: messenger RNA, 1104 nt
Organism: Filobasidium floriforme
Lineage: Eukaryota; Fungi; Basidiomycota; Tremellomycetes; Filobasidiales; Filobasidiaceae
Exons: 1
Coding region: 88-1035 (315 amino acids)
Source: RefSeq, a predicted model, not a curated record